Lethenteron reissneri (Far Eastern brook lamprey) is the source of this 1175-nucleotide messenger RNA. It is a transcript of the gene SLC25A48, whose product is annotated as solute carrier family 25 member 48. NCBI's taxonomy places the organism in Eukaryota, Metazoa, Chordata, Hyperoartia, Petromyzontiformes, Petromyzontidae. The record is from RefSeq and is a predicted model, not a curated record. Gene Ontology annotation, molecular function: transmembrane transporter activity. Gene Ontology annotation, cellular component: mitochondrion. Gene Ontology annotation, biological process: transmembrane transport.
GUGAUCGCGACUCAACAGCAACACCCAGGACCACCCCUGAAACCCAGCGGCUCCCAGCACCCCGAGGGAGGGGUCCCAGUCCCCGCGGGGUCUCAGUGCCCCUGGAGGUGAUCGCCGUGGCAGACCUGCUGGCCACGUCUUUUCGAGCGCAAUCUCGGAGACGACUUCUGUCAUCGACUGAAGCAUGGGCAACGUUAGAGUGGAUGACUUCGUGGCCGGGUGGAUUGGAGGAGCCUCCAGCGUCGUGGUGGGGCAUCCCAUGGACACAGUGAAGACUCGACUGCAGGCCGCCUCUGGGUACCGAAACAUGUUCCACUGCAUAACCUCGAUCUACAGGAAGGAAUCGGCGCUGUCGUUCUUCAAGGGCAUGUCCUUCCCCCUGGCGAGCAUCGCCGCCUACAACUCGCUCGUUUUCGGGGUGUUCAGCACAUCGCGGCGACUGCUGGAGUCGCUGAGACCCCCCGUGGGCCCCGGCGUCCCGGGGUCUCACCAGCACGCCGCCACCGCCGCCGCCGCCGCCGCGCCGUCGCGCACCCCCGUGUCCGAGCUGAUGCUGGCGAGCGCACUCACGGGUGCCGUGUCCGUCAUCGUGGGGGCGCCCGUGGACCUGGUCAAGAUUCGACUGCAGAUGCAGACCCAGAAUCUGGGGAUCGGCCUGCAGCCGUGCUCGUUGUACCGGGGCCCCAUCCACUGCGUGUGGCUCACGGUGUCUCGCGGGGGGCUGCGGGGACUCUACAGAGGCGCCGGCGCGAUGCUGCUGAGGGAUGUCCCGGGCUACUGCACGUACUUCGUGCCCUACGUGCUGCUGUGCCAGUUCUUCACCCCCAGCGGGCAGCCUGAGCCCUCCAUGGGCGCGGUUUGGGUGGCAGGAGGACUGGCAGGAUCCUUGUCAUGGGGUCUGGCUACCCCCUUCGACGUGGUGAAGAGUCGCCUGCAGGCGGACGGGGUUGUGGAGACCAAGUACACGGGGGCCUGGCACUGCGCCCUGCACAGCUACCGCGCAGAGGGGCCCGGGGUGUUUCUCCGCGGUCUCACCGUGAACUUGGUCCGCGGGUUUCCAAUGAGCGCCGCCGCCUUCCUCGCCUACGAGCUCAGCCUGCGCGCCAUCCGCGACAUGGGCCAGGGGGCGGGGCUGUGACCCUCUCGGCGGGGCCGGGGGGGAGGGGGGUGCAGGU